AUGGAGGAGUUUCCUGGCCGCGUGAUGCACUCACACGACUUCCGAAAUGCCUAUCAGUUCCAAGGACAGACGCUUCUUGUGGUCGGCUCCAGCUAUUCCGCUGAGGAUAUCGCUUUGCAAAACCUCAAAUAUGGCGCCAAGAGGAUCAUUUGCUCCUACAAGACCAGGCCGAUGGGCUUCAAGUGGCCCCCUGAGAUCACUGAGAAACCACUGCUAACAAAGAUCGAAGGCAAAACUGUCCACUUCAAGGAUGGUACCACUGCCGAUGUGGACGCCAUCAUUUUGUGCACCGGCUACUACUUCCACUUUCCGUUCCUUGAAGAGCGCCUUCGGCUGAAGGCCAGGAAUAUCUUGUACCCUGCCGGGAUGUACAAGAAUGUGCUGUGGACCGAGGCUGGCAACAACAAGGUUUUCUACAUUGGAAUGCAGGACCAGUACUACACUUACACCAUGUUCGACGCGCAAGCCAAGUGGACCGUGAACUGCAUCACAGGGGAGCUCAAGCUCCCUGACAAGGAAGCCAUGAAGAAGGACAUUGAGAAAUGGAUCGCAAAGUAAUAAAUUAUAGAGCAAUCUGUCCUGGAAUAUUGAAUGAAUCAUCGCGAAUUCCUGCGCGGGUCUCGUCCCCCCAGUCCCCUCGACUGCUCUCGAAAAUUUGGCGUCGCCCUUAAAACUAAUCAGAUGGAAACUAAAACAAACCACUACUCGACCAAUCAGAAUCAAAGCUUAACCCAAAAUCAUCCAUUGCACAAUCGCGCUUCCCGCCCCAUUAUGCCCGAUUACUUGUGUUUACUUUGUGUUUUUAUUGGCUUCUUGUUCCUUUGAUACUUUUAUUCAAAUGUUACGACAUACACACUCAAUCGAAGUGCACUCAACAGGAACUUAUCUUGAUACGUUGAAAACAGCUUCGUUGCUGUCGAAAGGGAGACCCGAACGUGUAGAUAUUUGGUAUCCUGGCUUAAAGUAUUGAAUAUAUUCCUUUGUUUUUAGAUAAGAGCUGCAGACUUCAAUAAGAGCACCAAAAAUUUCAUUAGAAGAAAGGAACCACUUAACGGAUCAUUUACAGAACAUGUCACAAAUGAUACUAAAAUGGAAGUUUUUUAUUUUUUCUUUCAUAAUUUCAGAAUGAAUGAACUGAAAGACUGCCACGAUGAUAUAAAUUUCCAGACUGAAUACUUGGUCGACAUCGCCAAGGAUGCAAACUACGGAUAUGACCUGGACACCGCCCAACAGUUCCAUGACUGGGAACAUCACAAACAUGAGGACAUCCUCACUUACAGAGAUCGAAGCCACGCAAGCAAGUUUACUGGAACCCAGUCCCCAAUUUACCACUCUACAUUCAUGAAAGCCCUUGAUGACUCGAUGGCGACUUUUCUGAACACCAAACCCUAA
Pocillopora meandrina is the source of this 1392-nucleotide messenger RNA. The record is from the annotation of a GenBank genome assembly. NCBI's taxonomy places the organism in Eukaryota, Metazoa, Cnidaria, Anthozoa, Scleractinia, Pocilloporidae.